CAGACACAGAGACUGGGAACUUCACGCCGCAACACAACACAAUACAAUACAACACAACACAACACUCCCAUUUUCACCUUUUUUUUCUUUCAUCGGAGAGAAUAGGUGGUGCAUGCACACACACUUUUCAUGAUCUCUCUCUCUAUAUAUGUGCACUUUCACACGUUAUAUCAUACAUAGAGAGACACAUAAGUCUCUAAGCCAAACCUCACUAUCUCACACGUUGUAGAGCUACUUACAUAGGGAGCUCAAAUCUCAAUGGCCCUUCAGAGACUCUGAAAAGCUAACAAGGCUGGUGGUUGUUCCGAUAGAAGCACAUUCAAUGGAGUUUUUGUUUUUUCAGUUUUCGGGACUGGAUCAAGUUGACCCCAGAUCUUCAAUUUGUUUGAUUGCUGCGAAGUGUCGUCCUUUCUUUUGAUUAAUAGCCUGGGUUGGUACUCGGUAGUGUAACUUCAACUUGGUUAUCUUGUCAUUGGGAAAUGUUGACUUGCAUAGCUUGUACCAAACAACUCAAUAAUGGAUCUCUCCGCCAAGAAGAAGAGGAGGAAGCUGUUCACACACCCGGCACAAAGCAAGCCAUCAAGGCUCUCACUGCACAGAUCAAGGACAUGGCAGUGAAGGCUUCCGGGGCCUAUAAGAGCUGCAGACCUUGUUCGGGAUCUUCCAAUGGUAACAGAAAUAGGAAGUAUGCAGACUCAGAUAUGGGGUCAGAGUCAGCCAGGUUCAACUGGGCCUACCGCAGAACUGGGAGCUCCAAUUCAACCCCAAGGAUGUGGGGGAAGGAAACAGAAGGUGGGAGGGUGAAAGGGCUUUCCAGUGGGGAAGGAACUCCAGCUUCAGUGAGUGGACGCACUGAGUCAGUGGUGUUCAUGGAGGAGGAUGAGCCUAAGGAGUGGAUUGCACAAGUGGAGCCUGGUGUGCUUAUUACUUUUGUUUCAUUGCCUCAGGGAGGGAAUGAUCUCAAAAGGAUACGGUUCAGUCGUGAAAUGUUUAAUAAAUGGCAAGCUCAGAGGUGGUGGGCAGAGAAUUAUGACAAGGUCAUGGAGUUGUACAAUGUUCAGAGGUUCAAUCAGCAAGCAGUUCCUCUUCCAACCCCACCUAGAUCUGAAGAUGAGAGCUCAAAGAUUGAAUCUGCUAGGGACAGUCCUGUCACUCCUCCACUCAGCAAAGAGCGUGCACCCCGCCAUUUUCACCACCCAAUGGGAAUGGGCUACUCCUCAUCAGAUUCACUGGAUCAUCACCAAAUGCAUCCUCACCCUUGUUAUGAAACAAGUGGUCUGGCAUCAACACCUAAUCUUUCCAACAUUAGUGCACCAAAGACUGAAAAAUCAUCCGUUGAUGGUUCUGUAAGGACCAGUUCAUCUGGUGAAGAUCACUCAGGCGAGUUUUCAAUCAGCAAUGCCAGUGAUAUGGAAACUGAAUGGGUUGAACAGGAUGAACCAGGAGUCUACAUCACUAUCAGAGCACUGCCUGGUGGAACUAGAGAACUCAGGCGUGUUCGGUUCAGCCGAGAAAGGUUUGGAGAAAUGCAUGCAAGAUUGUGGUGGGAAGAGAACCGUGCUAGGAUACAAGAACAAUACUUGUGACUGUGACUAUAGAAAAUGCCUUUACACAGACAACUGCUUCAGCAGGCUAACACAGUACAGCUUGAAAGCUUUACAACAGUGUUGUGCAUUAUAGAUCCAGUUACCUUCUUUCCAUGCCAUGUAACAGCAACUUUCAACUUUGUAGUUUACUUUAGCAGUGGAGAAAUGCAGAUGUUGGGAAAUAUUAAACUUUGAUAGUGAUAUUUUAGUCUUAGUUAAAACUUAUUCCUGCCAAUGUCAGUCAAAUGUUUCCAUCUUGUAUGAAUUUUCAACUAUUUCAAAUGAGAUAACAAGUUUGGUUGUGUCAAAA
Vigna radiata var. radiata (mung bean) is the source of this 1896-nucleotide messenger RNA. Its product is annotated as protein Brevis radix-like 2. NCBI's taxonomy places the organism in Eukaryota, Viridiplantae, Streptophyta, Magnoliopsida, Fabales, Fabaceae. The record is from RefSeq and is a predicted model, not a curated record. The transcript has 6 exons. The coding region runs from base 480 to 1586 and encodes 368 amino acids.